GUUGUCGGAUACUAGUAGUGCAAAAUUAGACGAAGCGCUGCUCGUUCUGGAAGAUGGGACGGAAUUUCGGGGAAAGAGAUUUGGAUCAUGCAGAAGCACGACAGGAGAAGUGGUGUUUCAGACAGGAAUGGUCGGUUACCCUGAGUCAUUGUCAGAUCCAUCAUAUCAAUCGCAGAUUCUUAUACUAACUUACCCUCUCGUGGGCAACUAUGGUGUUCCUCGUUCUGAACGUGAUCAAUUUGGGUUGCUCACUCAUUUUGAGUCGGAAGGCGUGCACGUAGCGGGUCUAGUCGUCUCUGAACUGUCAGAACAUUACAGUAGCUGGAAUGCAGAUCGGUCGUUGCAAGAAUGGCUGCAAGAGAAAGGCAUACCUGGCAUAAGCGGAGUAGAUACCAGGCAGUUGACUCAGAAAAUCAGAGAGAAAGGCACCGUCUUAGGGAAGCUUAUUAUGGAUGGGGAUGAUCCACAGUCAAUUCAGUUUGAAGAUCCAAAUGAAAGAAAUUUGGUUUCAGAAGUUUCAAUUAGGAAGCCAGUUGUCUACCAUCCAUCUGGUGAUAUAUACAUUCUUGCUGUUGAUUGCGGUAUGAAGACCAGCCAGAUUCGUUGCAUGACUCAGCGUGGAGCACGUGUCAAAGUUGUUCCAUGGAAUUAUCCUAUUCUUACUGAAGAGUUUGAUGGGCUUUUUGUCAGCAAUGGUCCAGGGAACCCUGAAAUGUGUUAUGAAACUGUGAAAAAUUUGGCUGUUCUGCUUCAUCAAGAUGCUUUAAAGCCUGUGUUUGGAAUUUGUUUGGGCCACCAACUGAUUGCACUUGCUGCAUCAUGCAAAACAUACAAGAUGAAGUAUGGUCAUCGUGGUCACAACCAGCCUUGUGUUCUUUUGGACACUUGCCAAUGUUUUGUUACAACACAGAAUCAUGGUUUUGCAGUUGACAAUGACUCUUUGCCCCCUGAGUGGUUACCUCUGUUCACUAAUGCUAAUGAUCAGUCAAACGAGGGUUUAGUCCACCAAACAAAGCCAGUGUUUACUGUACAAUUUCAUCCAGAAGCUAUGGGUGGACCGCAUGAUAUGGAAUCACUGUUUGACUUUUUUCUGGAAACUGUGAAAGAUUACAAAUUUAGCAAUGGAUGUGCAGUCGGUUUCUCUGUGGCUGAAAGGUUAAAAGAGAAGUAUGGUGGACUUCGUCUGUUAGAUAUGAAAGUGAAAAAGCCUGUGAAAGUGUUAAUCUUGGGGUCGGGUGGGUUGUCUAUAGGGCAAGCUGGAGAGUUUGAUUACUCAGGCUCACAGGCAAUUAAAGCACUCAAAGAAGAAGGAGUGCAAAGUGUGCUAAUCAAUCCCAAUAUUGCUACUGUUCAAACAUCCAAGGGUUUAGCUGACAAAGUUUACUUCCUACCUAUCACAGUUGAAUAUGUGACAGAAGUUAUAAAGAAUGAACGACCAGAUGGUGUUCUUUUGUCAUUUGGUGGUCAAACAGCUUUAAAUUGUGGAGUAAAAUUGCAAAUGUUAAAAAUAUUUGAAAAGUACAAUGUUGAAGUGCUGGGAACCCCUGUUGACUCAAUUAUUGCUACGGAAGAUAGACAGGUAUUUGCACAGAGGCUGGAAGAGAUAGGAGAACAAGUUGCACCUAGCGAAGCUGCGUUUUCGGUUACAGAGGCUGUUGUGGCUGCAUCAAAGAUUGGUUAUCCUGUCUUGUUGCGUGUGACUUUUGCUCUUGGUGGACUUGGCUCAGGAUUUGCAAGCAAUGAAUCUGAGCUGAGACAGUUAGCUACUACAGCAUUUUCCCACAGCAGCCAAGUGUUUGUUGACAAGUCACUGAAGGGUUGGAAGGAAAUUGAAUAUGAAGUUGUUCGUGACAGCUAUGGCAACUGCAUUUCUGUUUGUAAUAUGGAGAAUGUUGAUCCUUUGGGCAUCCACACUGGAGAGUCGAUUGUAGUUGCUCCAAGUCAGACUCUUUCUAAUGGCGAGUACAACAUGCUGAGGACUGUGGCAAUUAAAGUUGCCAAGCAUUUUGGAAUUGUUGGGGAGUGCAACAUUCAAUAUGCUCUGAAUCCUGACUCUAACCAGUACUAUGUUAUUGAGGUAAAUGCUCGACUGUCACGCAGUUCUGCACUGGCUUCUAAAGCAACUGGUUAUCCUCUUGCUUAUGUGGCAGCAAAGCUAGGCUUGGGCAUUCCUCUGCCAGAGUUGAAGAAUGCAGUUACAAUGGCUACUACUGCUUGCUUUGAACCAAGUCUGGAUUAUGUUGUUGUAAAAAUUCCUCGAUGGGAUCUGAAGAAAUUUGCUCGUGUGAGCAGAAAGAUUGGCAGUUCUAUGAAGAGUAUUGGUGAAGUGAUGGCUAUUGGUCGUACAUUUGAAGAAGCAUUGCAGAAGGCCAUGCGAAUGGUGGAUCAGAAAGUUUAUGGUUUUUACUCCAGCAGUGAGAAAGUGACUGAUGAGGAAUUGACAAAUCCAUCUGAUAGACGAAUAUAUAGUCUUGCUGCCGCACUGAAGAGUGGGCGCUAUUCGAUUGAGAAGCUGUACGAACUGACAAGGAUUGACCGAUGGUUUUUGUACAAGAUGAAAAACAUUAUUGAUUGUUGUAUGCAACUGGAAGUGUAUAGUCACAAGGUUCAUGAAAUGCCACUUCAAGUUCUUUUGAAGACUAAACAAUUUGGCUUCUCUGACAAGCAGAUAGCUUUGUUUGUGCAAAGCACGGAGUUGGCAGUUCGUAACCUGCGUCAGAAGAAUGGGAUUGUGCCUUUUAUCAAGCAAAUUGAUACAGUGGCUGCUGAGUAUCCAGCUUGUACAAACUACUUGUAUCUAACAUAUAGUGCAGCAUGUCAUGAUAUUGAUUUCCCGGGCGGAGCAGUUAUGGUACUUGGAUCUGGAGUAUAUCGUAUUGGUAGCAGUGUGGAGUUCGAUUGGUGUGCUGUGGGUUGUAUCAAAGAGUUACGACAAUUGGGUUAUAGUACUGUGAUGGUAAACUAUAAUCCAGAGACUGUUAGUACAGAUUUUGAUGAGUGUGAUCGACUCUACUUUGAUGAGUUGUCAUUUGAGGUUGUAAUGGACAUUUAUGAGCUUGAGAAACCAACGGGUGUCAUUCUUUCUAUGGGAGGUCAACUACCAAACAAUAUUGCUAUGCCACUGCAUAGACAGCAGGUGAAGAUUCUGGGCACAUCACCGGAGAUGAUUGAUAAUGCAGAAAACAGGUUCAAGUUUUCUCGAUUGUUAGACAAUAUUGGUAUUCAGCAGCCACGGUGGAAAGAGCUAACAGACUUUGAGACUGCAAAAACUUUUUGUGCAACUGUUGGUUACCCAUGUCUUGUAAGACCAUCAUAUGUGUUGAGUGGAGCUGCUAUGAGUGUGGCUCACUCAGAUCAAGACUUGCAACUAUAUCUCAGUAAUGCAGUUCAAGUUUCACAAGAUCAUCCAGUAGUCAUCUCAAAGUUUAUUCUUGAAGCAAAGGAAAUUGAUGUAGAUGCUGUAGCUGACAAGGGAGAAGUUGUUGCUAUAGCCAUCUCUGAACAUGUAGAAAAUGCAGGCGUUCAUUCAGGAGAUGCAACUCUUGUGUUGCCACCACAGGAUUUGAAUGAAGAGACAUUGUCAAAAAUUCAAGACAUUGCUGUAGCAAUAGGUCGAGCUCUUCUGGUAUCAGGUCCAUUCAACCUCCAGUUGAUUGCCAAGGACAAUAAUUUAAAAGUUAUUGAAUGCAAUCUGAGAGUGUCACGCUCAUUCCCAUUUGUUUCAAAGACUUUGAACAGGGAUUUUGUUUCUAUUUCUACAAAUAUUAUUGUUGGCAAUUCAGUCACAGCGGACUUGUUAAUGGAUGUUGGUUGCAAAGUUGGUGUCAAGGUGCCUCAGUUUUCUUUCUCACGAUUAACAGGAGCAGAUGUCACACUUGGCGUAGAAAUGGCCAGCACUGGUGAAGUUGCAUGUUUUGGCAGUGACCGAUAUGAAGCUUAUAUGAAGGCUUUACUGAGCACUGGGCAUCGAAUACCAGAGAAUUCAAUUCUAUUGUCUAUAGGAAGUUUCAAGGCAAAGACAGAAAUGUUACCAUCAGUGCAGACUUUGCAAAGGUUGGGCUACAAGUUGUAUGGCAGUGUGGGAACAGCAGACUUUUACUCAGAACAUGAUGUUAAAAUAGAGGGUGUAGAUUGGCCAUUCCAGGAAACUGAUGGUAGUGCAUCUACUGGAGUUGAUGACUCAUAUCCUGAGUUGGGUAUUGCUGACUAUUUGUCUCGUCAGAAGUUUGAUCUUGUUAUUAACUUGCCAAUGAGAAAUCGGGGUUCUCGUCGUCCAGCAAAUUAUGUUACAUGGGGAUAUCGAACUCGUCGUAUGGCAGUCGAUUACUCAGUGCCACUCAUUACCGACAUAAAAUGUGCAAAGUUGUUUGUUAAGGCUUUGAGUAAAAUGCAAGGGAGACGUUUGCCAGUGCGGACGGAUAUUGACUGUUUGACAGCACAGCGUUUAGUGCGAUUGCCUGGUUUAAUAGAUGUACAUGUACAUGUAAGAGAACCGGGGGCUACUCACAAGGAAGACUGGUCAACGGCUACUGCAGCAGCUCUUGCUGGUGGUGUCACUAUGAUUCUUGCUAUGCCAAACACUAAUCCUGCUGUUGUCGACGUUGAAAGCUUUGAGGUUGUGAGAAAGCUUGCAGCAGCUGGAGCUCAUUGUGACUACUGCUUGUAUGUUGGUGCUGGACCUAAUAAUGCAACACUGAUACCAGCACUUGAAAAUGCUGCUGUUGCCUUGAAGAUGUAUCUUAAUGAAACAUUUACUACACUUAGGUUGGAUAGCAUGUCAGUGUGGAUGCAGCAUUUGGAACAUUGGCCUAAAAACAUGCCAAUUGCUGUUCAUGCAGAACGGCAGACUAUGGCUGCAGUUCUUUUGUGUGCAGAGUUUUUCAAAAGACCUAUUCAUGUGUGUCACGUUGCAAGGAAGGAUGAGAUUGAACUGAUUCGUAUGGCUAAGAAGUGUGGACAAAAAGUCACUUGUGAAGUCUGUCCACAUCAUUUGUUUCUCUCGGAGGAUGAUUUACAGUGGUUGGGAGAGGGCAUGUCACAAGUUCGACCACAACUCUGCAGUAGGGAAGAUCAGCAGGCUCUUUGGGACAAUAUAGACAUUAUUGACUGCUUUGCUACUGAUCAUGCACCACACACUGUAAAUGAAAAGAUGUCAAGUACUCCUCCUCCUGGCUUUCCUGGUCUUGAAACCAUGCUGCCUCUCUUGCUGACAGCAGUUCAUGAUGGCCGCCUUACCAUUCAAGACAUCAUCGAAAAGUUGUAUACAAACCCAAUGAAGAUUUUUGGUUUACCUGAACAGCCAGACACGUUUGUUGAGGUAGAUCUAGACACUGAGUGGCAGAUUCCUGAUGCUAUGCCACAGUCUAAAUGUGGUUGGACUCCCUUCAGAGGAAAGAGAGUGUAUGGGUCUGUUCGGAAAGUAGUUAUUCGAGGAGAAAUGGCAUACAUUGAUGGGAAGGUUCUUGUUAAACCAGGUUUUGGUCAAGAUCCUCUGUUAUUUGCUGGAAGCCGAAUGUUGAGGUCUUCAAAUUUGAAUUCAACAGUAAAAUGGAAACGAGAAGUGAAGCCCUUCACAGGGACACGUAUCAGAAGAGAUUCAGAAGGGCCUGGAACAGGGACACGAAUCAGAAGAGAUUCAGAAGGGCCUGGAACUUCAGAGGAGAUCUCGGGACUAAUGUUGAAAGUCAAAGAUCAUCACUUAACUGGCAGGCAUGUGCUGAAAGUGUCACAGUUUACCAGAGAACAAUUGAAGCAGUUGUUUCUUUUGGCUCAUGAAAUGAGAUUCCAGAUUCAAAAGCAGGGUGGAACGGAUUUGCUGAAGGGUUGUGUUUUGGGCUGCAUGUUCUAUGAAGUGAGUACAAGGACGAUGAAUUCCUUUGCUUCUGCUAUGCAGAGGCUAGGAGGCUCUGUGGUGUAUAUGAGAUCUAGCGACUCUUCAGUGCAGAAAGGAGAGACUCUGGAAGAUUCAGUUCAGAUGAUGUGCAGUUACUGUGAUGUCAUUGUGUUGCGACAUCCCCAUGCUGGCUCUUCAGAAAGAGCCGCCAAACUUGCUCGGAAGCCUCUUAUCAAUGCUGGUGAUGGAGUAGGAGAGCAUCCCACACAAGCUUUGCUUGACUUGUUUACCAUGCGUGAAGAGAUUGGCACGAUCAAUGGUUUGAUUGUAACUAUGGUUGGUGAUCUCAAGCAUGGCAGAACAGUACACUCGUUGGCUCAGCUUUUGUGUUUAUACAAAAUUAAACAGUUACGUUUUGUCAAUCCUCCUAGUCUGACAAUGCCUAGUGAAAUAGCAGAGUAUAUAUCUGCUCGGGGUAUUCCUCAGGCUGAAUUUGGCAAGUUGGAAGAAGCUCUUCCAGACACAGAUGUCUUGUAUAUGACUAGAAUACAAAGAGAACGUUUCAGUUCAAAUGAAGAGUAUGAGAAAGUUCACGGAUGUUUUGUCUUAUCUCCAGAGAUUCUUACUUAUGCUAAAGAGAAGAUGAUUAUUCUUCAUCCUCUUCCUCGUGUGGAUGAGAUUAGUGUGGAGGUGGACUCAGAUCCCAGGGCUGCUUACUUUAGGCAAGCUGAGUAUGGUAUGUAUGUUCGGAUGGCAUUACUGGCAAUGGUUCUUGGGAAGAUGUGAACAAAUUAAUUGUGUUGUGUAGUUUAAAUUAUCCUCUAAUUGAUGGUUUAGUUCGUACCUUGUCCACAGUUGUAUCUUCUGAUUUGAUCUUAAUUUUGAAUUGUAUUUGGUCA
Corticium candelabrum is the source of this 6732-nucleotide messenger RNA. Its product is annotated as CAD protein-like. Bases 128 to 6619 code for a protein of 2163 amino acids. The transcript is spliced from 42 exons. Gene Ontology annotation, biological process: L-glutamine metabolic process; 'de novo' pyrimidine nucleobase biosynthetic process; UTP biosynthetic process. Lineage: Eukaryota; Metazoa; Porifera; Homoscleromorpha; Homosclerophorida; Plakinidae. Gene Ontology annotation, molecular function: aspartate carbamoyltransferase activity; dihydroorotase activity; carbamoyl-phosphate synthase (glutamine-hydrolyzing) activity. The record is from RefSeq and is a predicted model, not a curated record. Gene Ontology annotation, cellular component: cytosol; cytoplasm.